Eupeodes corollae is the source of this 542-nucleotide messenger RNA. RefSeq lists its product as uncharacterized. The transcript has 3 exons. Gene Ontology annotation, molecular function: protein binding. NCBI's taxonomy places the organism in Eukaryota, Metazoa, Arthropoda, Insecta, Diptera, Syrphidae. The record is from RefSeq and is a predicted model, not a curated record. The coding region runs from base 123 to 410 and encodes 95 amino acids.
UUUGAGAUUUUUUUUAGUUGGAAUUCUCUUGUCGAUCGCUCCUCUAAUCGGUCAUUGAUUGAGUCUGAAGCAGUAAAAUUGUGCAUAUUUCUAUAAUAAAAAAUCAAUUAAAUAAAUUCACAAUGAAAGUGCUAGUGUUUCUGUGUUUAGCCGGUUUGUGUCUAAUGAUGGUCGACUUUGCAUUCAGUUUGCCCCUCGAAUUGUGCUCAGAGGUUUGUCCCUUAAAUUUAACUCUGAUUUGCGCUACAAAUGACGUAUGCUUGAGAGCUUUUAGCAACUCAUGUGAUUUAGAUUUCCAUAAUUGUCUAAACGAUGAAAAAUUUAGAAAUGUCGAUGCGGAAUAUUGCAAAUCAUCCAGUUAUGUGCUGUGCAAUGAAGAUGAUCAAAAUAUCAUCUCAUCGUUUUCGUAGGUUAACAUAAUAUACCAGGAAGCCGAGUUUGUAAUAAUUUAUAAUUUUAAAAUAAGCUGUGAUACAAAUACUUCUUGAAGUGGAAAGGAGUUUGACAAAUAAAAUAUUUUAACAAAUAAAACAAGUUUUAAA